AUGAAUCUCUGGCCAAUUAUUCUAGCUAGCUCCCUUUUCUACAUUGGGACGGCGGCUCCUGGCGGCACAUUGCAGCUACAGCGUCUACUUACUCCAAGCUCUAUUGGAUCCGGUGGUGCCCCUGACCUGACCUUGUCUCAGCAGCUUCUGCUUGCCCCUUCUCGGUAUGCGAAGUACCAGUUGCUGGCAAACGAUGACUUUAUGUUCGACUUUGGAGAUGGUUCAAAGAAUAGUGAGCUUACCUCUGGCGGAUACCUGGUCGAUGCUACUAGCGAGACAUUUCCAGCCCUGGUAGGCCAAGGUGUCGGCAUGGCAAUUGGCUUUCUGGGGCCUUGUGGGUUUAAUACUCCUCAUGCCCAUUUCGGCGGAACCGAGUUCUUUCUCCCAUUCAACGGCAGUCUACAGACAUUUCUCAUGCUUGAGCCACCAGCUACUGAUUCUGGCGCUACUCCUCGAAUUGUGAAUUUGACACUGGACGCUCUUCAGGGGACUAUAUUUCCACAAGGCUCAACGCACAUGCAAUUCAAUCCUUCCUGCGAGACCAGAGCCUUUGUGGCUGCUUUCGGUACCGAUGAUUUUGGAAGAACGCAGCAAUUUGAAGCCCUCUUUAGUCUGCCUGACGCCGCCCUCGAAGACGCUCUUGGGCGUAGUCUUGAUGAAAAUGAGAUAGAUAUGGUCCGGAAAAAGAUCCCUGGUCCGGUUAUUGUUGGCGUUGACGAGUGCAUGCGAAGUUGCGGGAUCUUCCGACGCUCCCAACGCCAUGCCUAA
Molecule: messenger RNA, 768 nt
Organism: Aspergillus lentulus
Lineage: Eukaryota; Fungi; Ascomycota; Eurotiomycetes; Eurotiales; Aspergillaceae
Product: germin family protein
Molecular function (GO): manganese ion binding
Source: RefSeq, a predicted model, not a curated record